Messenger RNA from Dreissena polymorpha, 2555 nucleotides. RefSeq lists its product as uncharacterized. The transcript has 3 exons. Bases 1026 to 1826 code for a protein of 266 amino acids. Lineage: Eukaryota; Metazoa; Mollusca; Bivalvia; Myida; Dreissenidae. The record is from RefSeq and is a predicted model, not a curated record.
UACACACUUAAUUGUUUGAGAAAGAUUGGAGAUGUUUAAAUCAGACGUAUGAACUUUAUGGAGUAACGCUUUCAGACGCGGAGUACGAAAUGGGCUUUUGAUAAUAAACAAGUGAUCUUAAAUUCAGAUGACAAUGCGUUCGGACCUGUACACGAAAGCUGUUGAAGAAAAUGUUUUGAAAAGCGGUAUAUAUGCGGUAUAUAUGCGGUAUAUAUAAUACAGAAUGUUGAGAUUGUAUAGAAGUGUGUUUAUUAAAUAUGGCUACUUGCUGUGCUUAGCUCAGUAAGAUCUAGGUAGAAAUAGAAAGUUUGACAUCAAACAUACGGUUCAGUGUGCCUGUGAGAUUGCGUUCGGGUUAAGGACAGCACAGUACUUGAUAACAGUCUGCGCCGAAGUGGAUCAUAUUUAUCUCACCACGAGUUCAUGUUAACCGUAGGGAAGAAGUUUGAAUAAAACAUUUUGUUAACACAAAAUGUUGUGGAACGGUCUAUCAUAUUGGAAAGGCCUUUAAAUUGCUUUAUAACGCUUAUCAUAAUUAUAUAAACAAGAUAUAAACUAGAUCAAGUGAGUGUGUGUGCAAUUUUAAACAGUCAAGUGAAGGCCUUGUUAGUUUCGUUUUAUCGCAAAGUGUAGAGACUCGAGUCGUCUUAUCAGUGAAUGAGUCGAUGGUUUAUGGCAGGAAUUUGGAAUAAUUGCGUCUCCAAGGUCCUUAAGAUCCACAUAAGAUUUAUAAUGUGCGUCUAGUUUUUAGUUUGUGUGUGUUUAGAGAUAUAAAUGAAUCAUGAAACGUAGAAAGUGAGCAUGGCGCACGUGUUUUCGCGGUCGAAUUUUAUUAGGAUUAGUACUUGUUGAAUGUUUUAUGUGUAAUGACAACUGUUGUUGUUUACCGGUGACAAAAAUGUAUAUUUUUUAUAAUUUGAAGGUAGCUUUGAAACUUGUACGUUGAGACUGUCUUUGUGUUGGAUUUAAACGGCGCCUACAAGUGAAGAAUAGUUUUAUCGUACGUUAGUCAACCUGUUUCGGACAUGGGGACUAAGAAAGAAACCGGUUAUUGUGCAAUUCAUUGUGGAAAGACAUGGUUGAUUAUGACUCGAUUAGUGUUAUUAUUGGUCUCCAGCGUGUGUGCAGAGAAGAUCCCGCUGCCCAACUUCCAAGAUCUCCGAUCCAACUACCCGGGCUACAAGCAUCAUGGCGGAGUAUACAGUAAGCCCGAGCUACUUGGCCACCUUGCCCUUCACAACGCCAGUGACCUACUUAUAAACGACACAAGCGCCUUACGAUUGUCUUACAGUCUGAAUCACAUUGGCGGGGUUCAUUCGCUAGGCACGGAGCUAAUUCGACUGUCUAAGUUCGGACAUGAUAGUGUUCAAGGCCAAAAUAAAAUGCAAUAUAUUUACCUUCCAAUUGCGUUUGGACCAUAUUUGGCUGACAAGUACGGUUACCCAAAUAUAUCAAAACUGCAUAUGACUGAUCCGUCGCAGACCAAACACUCGUUUUGGGGACAGCAAGGCAUUCUAAGGGUCAUUACUUACACUGAACAUGGAAGUCGACCAAAAGGUCACGUUGCAUUGUGGGAUUGUAACCAUUUCCACCAAUCAAAAGACUGGAUUGCUGAACAUAAUCUUCUCACUGUGGAAUUCUGGGCUUCACCAGAUUCGGCAUGCAAAGAAGCUGACCUGGAUUACAACAAAUCAAAAUCUGUGUUGCAAGAUGCUAGUGUCCAAUCGGAUUCAGCGUUACAAGCCCACCAUCAGAGACACGAGGCUAUACCACAAAAUGUUCGACAUCGGGCUCGUAAAUUGCGAAAACAACAACGCAGGCACUGAAAAAAAUAAUUGUUUCUAACAAAAAGUAUUGUUGAUUACAAGUUACGUCUUCCAUGCACAUGAAACACUGCGCUCUUUAUUUGACGAUUUGAAUGCUUGUUGUUACGUUACAGAGUUCGCAUUCACUAAAGUUGUGUGAAGCAAAAAAAACAGGGACGUUACAUAACCAUUUGGCGGAUCGGUCUCCUCUAGACCGUGUAUAUGUUUGCGAAAGAAAGGAUAGAUGUUCAAGGGAGAGUGCAUUUUCUAAUCAUGCUCUACUGUGUAUUCAUUUUGACUCGUGCAAGUCGCAUACAGCUUGCAUAUCUAAUAAUGGAAUAUGCUCGUCUGCUGUAUGUACCAUACAGAGUAUCUCUUGCUAGACUUAAAAGUUGAUCACAUGUGCGUUCAGUUAAAUUAUGUUGCAUAGUGUGCAAUGAAUAUAUAUGUAGCUUGGAUUGUUUUAUCAACUCAAAUGUUACAAAAAUAGUUGUCAUGGGCAAGUUUAUAUGCAUUUAAAAUACUUUUCAACGUAGGGAGUGAACCGUUGUGUUUGUUUCUAAUCUCAUUUUCGUUUCAUUAUGGAAGUACCACUGUAAUGUUAAAUUCACAUUCAAACAUGCCUCUAGUCAAAUUUGAAAAAUGUGGAAUAUGUUAAAUUUAAUUCUUAGAUAUUCGCAUGUGUUUGUAUUAGAUUUAUGCAAAUGAUUGUUUAUAUUUCAUGCUGUCGAAUAUUAAGUGCUAUAUUUA